Molecule: messenger RNA, 1215 nt
Organism: Dama dama (fallow deer)
Lineage: Eukaryota; Metazoa; Chordata; Mammalia; Artiodactyla; Cervidae
Product: zinc finger protein 501-like
Exons: 2
Coding region: 1-1215 (404 amino acids)
Biological process (GO): regulation of transcription by RNA polymerase II
Cellular component (GO): nucleus
Molecular function (GO): DNA-binding transcription activator activity, RNA polymerase II-specific; RNA polymerase II cis-regulatory region sequence-specific DNA binding
Source: RefSeq, a predicted model, not a curated record
AUGCCGGUUCAGGCCUCCAUCCGUAGCGGGUACUGGCGCUCUCUAACCGGGAUGGUGCCUGUUUUUAACCAGUCUUCAAAACUUAUUCAACAGCAGAAUAUUCAGACUAAGCAGAAACAUUGCAAGUGUAAUACAUGUGGAAAAGUCUUUAGUAACUCAUCAAAUGUAAGUAGACAUAGGAAAAUUCAUACAGGAAGGAAAGAUUUCAAAUGUAAAGCAUGUGGCAAAGCCUUUAAUCAGAGUUCAUAUUUAACUGAACAUCAGCGAAUCCAUGCUGGGGAGAAACCAUACAAAUGUACAGCAUGUGGCAAAGCCUUUAUCCGUUAUUCUUUUCUUAGUCGACAUCAGCGAAUCCAUACUGGGGAGAGACCUUAUAAAUGUACAGCAUGUGACAUGGCUUUUAAGCAAAGGUCAGCUUUAACUGAACAUCAGCGAAUCCAUACUGGAGAGAGACCUUAUAAAUGUACAGCAUGUGGCAAGGCCUUUAAGCAGAGUUCAAAUUUAACUCAACACCAGCGAAUCCAUUCUGGAGAGAGACCUUAUAAAUGUGCAGCAUGUGACAAGACUUUUAAGCAGCGUUCAGAUUUAACUGUACAUCACCGAAUCCAUACUGGCGAGAGACCUUAUAAAUGUACAGAAUGUGCCAAAGCCUUUAUCAAUUAUUCACUUCUUACUCGACAUGAACGAAUACAUACUGGGGAGACACCUUAUAAAUGUACAGCAUGUGGCAAGGCUUUUAAGCAGCGUUCAGCUUUAACUGAGCAUCAGCGAAUCCAUACUGGGGAGAGACCUUAUAAAUGUACAGCAUGUGGCAAGGCUUUUAAGCAGCAUUCAGCUUUAACUGAACAUCACCGAAUCCAUACUGGGGACAGACCUUAUAAAUGUACAGAAUGUGGCAAAACCUUUAUCAAUUAUUCACUUCUUACUCGACAUCAGCGAAUCCAUACUGGGGAGAGACCUUAUAAAUGUAUAGCAUGUGGCAAAGCCUUCAUUCGUUAUUUUUUUCUUACUCGACAUCAGCGAAUCCAUACUGGGGAGAGAGCUUAUAAAUGUACAACAUAUGGCAAGACUUUUAAGCAAAGUUCAGCUUUAAGUCCACAUCAGCAAAUCCAUACUGGGGAGAGACCUUAUAAAUGUACACACUGUGGCAAAGCCUUUUCCCAGAGUUCAGGGCUUUCUCGACAUCAGAGAGUUCAUACUGCAGAGAAAUGUUAG